GCAGCCGCCGGGCAGGACGGAGCCGCCGCGGGCGCAGUAUGUCCCAAUGGAGUCAAGUUCAACAACUGGAAAUAAAGUUUUUGGAGCAGGUAGACCAGUUCUAUGAUGAUAACUUCCCCAUGGAAAUCCGGCAUCUACUAGCACAAUGGAUAGAAAGCCAAGACUGGGAGGCUGCAUCCAACAAUGAAGCAAUGGCAAUAAUCCUUUUACAGAACUUGCUAAUUCAAGUGGAUGAACAGCUGGACCGGGUUUCACAGGAGAAGAAUCUUCUCUUGAUACACAACCUGAAAAGAAUCAGGAAGCUACUGCAGGGCAAAUAUCAUGGUAAUCCCAUGCAUAUAGCUGUGAUCAUCUCAAACUGUUUAAGAGAAGAAAGAAGAAUAUUGGCUGCAGCUAGCAUGCCUGUACAGGGACCACUGGAAAAGUCUCUGCAGAACUCUGUGGUUUCAGAACGACAAAGAAACGUAGAGCACAAAGUGUCAGCCAUCAAGAACAGUGCUCAGAUGACUGACCAAGAUGUCAAAUACUUGGAGGACUUGCAAGAGGAAUUUGACUUCAGGUAUAAAACAAUACAAAGCUUAGAGCAGAAUGACAAAAACAGUGCCCUCAUUAAACAGGAAAUGUUGGCGUUGCAGGCAAUGCUCAACACUUUAGACUACAAGAGAAAGGAAGUACUUGGUAAAAUAGGGCGUGUGAUUCAUGAAAUUGAUAUGCUUAUGAGCAACAUGCUGACUGAAGAGCUGCUAGACUGGAAGAGGCGGCAGCAGAUUGCCUGCAUUGGGGGUCCUCUCCAUGGUGGACUUGAUCAGCUCCAGAACUGUUUUACACUGUUGGCAGAGAGCCUCUUUCAAGUUAGAAGACAACUAGAAAAACUGGAUGAACUGUUGACCAGAUUGACUUACGAUGGGGACCCUAUCCCAUUGCAAAGACCUCAGCUGCUGGAAAAAGUCAACUUUCUGCUCUACAAUCUUUUCCGGAAUUCAUUUGUGGUUGAAAGGCAACCCUGUAUGCCAACACAUCCUCAGAGGCCAAUGGUUCUUAAAACGUUAAUACAGUUCACUGUUAAAUUAAGGUUGCUAAUUAAAUUGCCAGAGCUGAACUACCAGAUCAGAGUGAAAGCGACUAUUGACAAGAAUGUUUCAACUGUAAGUAAUCGUAGAUUCGUUCUGUGUGGGACACAUGUGAAAGCAAUGAACAUGGAUGAGUCUGCAAAUGGAAGCCUGUCGGUAGAAUUUCGACAUUUGCAACCCAAAGAAAUGAAAUCAAAUGCUGGAAGCAAAGGAAAUGAGGGCCCUCACAUGGUGACCGAGGAACUGCACUCCAUCAGCUUUGAAACACAAGUCUGUCUGUAUGGAUUGACUAUAAAUUUGGAAACCAGCUCUUUGCCUGUGGUGAUGAUCUCCAAUGUCAGCCAACUACCCAAUGCAUGGGCUUCUAUUAUUUGGUACAAUCUGUCAACCAACGAUCCUCAGAAUUUGUCUUUCUUCAACAAUCCCCCUGCUGCCACUUUAAGUCAGCUCUUGGAAGUACUGAGCUGGCAAUUUUCUUCGUAUGUUGGUCGUGGACUCAAUUCUGAGCAGCUUAACAUGCUGGCAGAGAAACUUACGGGACAACAAGUCAAUUAUAAUGAUUAUCAACUGUCCUGGGCAAAGUUCUGUAAGGAACAUUUGCCUGGAAAGUCUUUUACCUUUUGGGUUUGGCUUGAAGCCAUUCUGGACUUAAUUAAAAAACACAUUCUUCCUCUUUGGAUUGAUGGGUAUGUAAUGGGAUUUGUAAGCAAAGAGAAGGAACGGAUUUUGCUCAAAGACAAGACACCAGGAACGUUUUUGUUAAGGUUUAGUGAAAGCAAUCUGGGUGGCAUUACCUUUACUUGGGUGGAUCAGUUAGAAAAUGGAGACGUAACAUUCCAUUCAGUGGAACCCUAUAACAAAGGUCGUUUAUCUGCACUGCCGUUUGCCGACAUACUGCGCGACUACAAAGUUAUCAUGGCAGACAACGUUCCUGAAAACCCUCUGAAGUAUCUAUAUCCAGACAUUCCCAAAGAUAAGGCCUUUGGCAAACACUACAGCUGUCAGCCAAGUGAAGUCUCAAAGCCCUCAGAUGGAGGAGGCAAAGGUUAUGUUCCCUCUGUAUUUAUCCCAGUCUCCAAAAUCUUAAAUGAUUCUACAGAUCCACACUCUCCAUCAGAUCUUCUUCCAAUGUCUCCAAGUGUUUACGCUGUGCUGAGAGAACACCUGAGUCCCACAGUGAUUGAAACUGCCCUGAGUUCUCCUUACUCAACUGACUGAAGUUCACAUGCUGGGAAAAACAGUAAUUGUAUGAACACUGGAUCAGUUAAAGAUGCAGUAAAUUUUUCUUGUGGUCACCUUUGUAAAUCAGCAUUUCCUGGAAACCAUUACUCUUUUUAUUCUUCAGCCUCUUUAUUUUGCCAAUACCAUGUAAAAAACCAGCAAUCCUCUCCCUAGGGAUUACAAGUAACCUCCUACACAUCAGAAUUGCUGUCCUCACUAACAGAAGGACAAAUUAUUUCUGGCUUAGAGGUGGUCGGACUUCAGUGGGGUCCAGCAUGGAUAAAUUUUACUUGCAGAAUUUAUGUCCUUAAAUUGCUGGAAACAUGAGAGCAUGAGAAUCAGAGGGUUUGUUUCUGAAAACAGCAUAUAAAGACAACUAAAGACAUUAGGGUGUUUUAGGAAAUUAGGAUUUAUUAUGUUAAUGAUGUUAAUAUUUUCUGUUUAAUUAUCAUCUUGUAUUCCAUGGGCUUAGAUUCUAUUUCAAAGCAAAGAUUCACAGUUCCCUGAGUUCAAAUGUCCCAUAAGUGUCUGGGUUGUUGUUUUAGUUUUUUUUUUUUAAUCCAGAGGUGAAACACCUUCAGCAUAGAUUUUCAUCUGCCACCACAGCAGAAGUUGUGGAAGGCAGGCAGGCAAAGCUGGAAAGAGAAGGGACUUCUAGAAAGGAAACAGACACAAAACCUGUGGUGACCGAAAAAGGUUGUCUCCAUUUUGUCACUGGAAGAGAGGGUCAGUAAAAUUUAACCCACUCAGAAAAUAGUUGCAGAAGUAAAUGUUUGUGCAUGAAGCAUUCAGAAAGUCUACAAAGAAAAAACCCUGAUCUAACAGAGUUUGGAUAUUUUCCAGUAAAGGCAGACUGGGAAGCAGUUUUAGAAAACAAUUACUGAAGAGCUACAGCAUUUGCUGAUCACUAGGCAGUUUGUGUUACACAACAAAAUAUUAUGGGCCUGUCAGAUUCAUUUAAUAAGCAGAAUAAGUAGGUUUUGUAUAAGUGGUAAAUUGCCUUUUAAAACUGUUCUGCUUUUUCUUUUAGGCAUGGUUUAGUGCUAGGUUUGGGAUGUUUGGUUUUGUUGGGAUUUUUUUCCUCCAAUAUUAUCGUUAAAACCUCUGGUAGUAGAAUAAUAAACAGGCAGUUCCAAGGCCACUGUGUUUCAUGUAAGCAGGCUGAUUCAAGAUUUAAUUAUUCUCUGCAGAAUACAUGAUUAAUGCACGCAAAGUUCUUAAAAUACAUAUAUAUGAGGAUUUGCACCUCACAGUCUUCUUGAGUAGGUACAAAUUACCAAGAGUAAGUAGGUAAAAACAGCCUCCUUGAAUCAAUAAGACCUGGAUUUUACUUUCAUUUCUCCUUUUUCACUCUCUUCUCUCACCCAUAGUUGAAAGCAAGUGAAUGGAAACAGAGUAAUGAGAUAGUUCUCUGAUACAUGCAAGUAGAUUUCAAAUGAACAAAGUUUCUGUUCAUUAAUCUGAGUGAUUCAAAGCAAGCUGUAGAUAAAAAGCCAUUUUCUCUCGGACUCUGUCGUAUAUAAACGCUUUUCCAAAACAAGUACAGUUGUGUAUAUAGUAGUUUGAUGACAUCUGUAAUUUAAAUGACCAGCAUGAAUAAACAGAUUUUGGCUUAAAAUUGAA
This is a messenger RNA of Colius striatus (speckled mousebird), 3914 nucleotides long. RefSeq names its product signal transducer and activator of transcription 4 (gene STAT4). Gene Ontology annotation, molecular function: RNA polymerase II cis-regulatory region sequence-specific DNA binding; DNA-binding transcription factor activity, RNA polymerase II-specific. The record is from RefSeq and is a predicted model, not a curated record. The transcript is spliced from 24 exons. Lineage: Eukaryota; Metazoa; Chordata; Aves; Coliiformes; Coliidae. The coding region runs from base 39 to 2288 and encodes 749 amino acids. Gene Ontology annotation, biological process: regulation of cell population proliferation; response to peptide hormone; regulation of transcription by RNA polymerase II.